CAAAGCGUAGAGUUAUUCAAAUGAAAGUAGCAAAGUUGUAUUGAGUAGAAAGAAUAUUGAAAAUGGCAUCUUAUCAAAGUGCACGAACACACAUCGGUUUGUUCACCAAGCUAAGCUUAACAUUAAUUAUGGUGGUGGUUUUGCGAACAAAUGGAACACAAGCACUGAAAUCAUUUGGUCCGUCCAUUAAUUGCGGCCCAAACAGCGUGUAUCCAGAAAAUUGCAAACAUGGCAGCUUCACUAUAAACUUUAACCCUGAAUUCUGUCUUCCACGCACAUUAUGUCGCAAGGGUGUGGGUGAGCUUUGCCGUGAAUAUGGCGGCAGCAGCGAUUGUAAACCGGGCUUGUACUGCAACUGUUACCACCGCUGUAGUGAAAAUCCCGAAAUUUGUCCAUUUUUCGGCAACGGUAUAUUGGAUUUGAAUACUAAGAAGUAGAUAACGCAAAUACAAAAUUAUGUUUAAGGCACUUUUCUAUG
This is a messenger RNA of Bactrocera tryoni, 478 nucleotides long. RefSeq lists its product as uncharacterized. Bases 63 to 437 code for a protein of 124 amino acids. The transcript is spliced from 3 exons. The record is from RefSeq and is a predicted model, not a curated record. Lineage: Eukaryota; Metazoa; Arthropoda; Insecta; Diptera; Tephritidae.